Messenger RNA from Spirometra erinaceieuropaei, 4654 nucleotides. The record is from the annotation of a GenBank genome assembly. NCBI's taxonomy places the organism in Eukaryota, Metazoa, Platyhelminthes, Cestoda, Diphyllobothriidea, Diphyllobothriidae.
AUGCGUAGAAUUGACGAUGCUACCUCAGAGGUUCGAUGUGCAGUUUUCACAGUUUUUCCGAUUUUAAGACUGUUGUUCCCCGCAAAUUUCGUUUCUUUGUCGUAACAUUAUUCUUGUACUCUACCAUAGAUUUGCCAGUUCACCUAAGCCUGUGUAGUAGGUACCCGGAGUAACUAGAAAGUUUAUUUUCUCCAUUCCAUGUUUCCCCCGGCGAUUAAACGGAGCCGUGAUCUUAUUAGAAUACUUUAUAUUUUCUCACUUUUUGUUUUUUUGCAUUAACGCUUCUGUUCGAAGCCUGCAUUUGUAUUACUAACUAUUCCUCUUUUCAAACUUGGUCCCUUUAGUUUGUAAUCCUCGGCACAAUACAAUUUAUUGUAUUGAGGCGAGUGUUCGCAUUCCUGGGUUAUGUGUAAGUAGGGAAGAAGAAAGCCGUUUGAUCGCCUCUUCAAACGUUGCUAUCGAAGUACAGUUAACUUAACUUUACUUGUUAACUCCCGAAUCCUAAUGAACUCGACGAUCCCACCAGUACUGAUGGUUUUGCAAUUACAUACUUCGGCUCGCCUUGUGAUUCUUACUCCUUCAAGUUUAGACGUUUUGUACAUGACAGUGUCCUCGUAACCCAGGCAUGGAUUCUUCCAUGUCAGGCCUUAAGUCACUGCAGCCAACCCUUUCCACACUUUCGCUUGGGUCCAGUUUGGCAUUCGCAUAAGUAAAACACGACUGAUUAGAAUUUCAUAUUUCGUACAAUGAACUACUGCCAAUGUGCCUCAAACCCAGUUCACUAACAGAAACUCCAAACUCUAUUUCAGUCUCUUGAAUCUACUCGUCGUAUGUUGGCGAUGUGCGAGGAAGUAAGUGUUUUUCAUUUUCUUCGAUUACCUUCCAAGUAAAUUUUCAUCAUGAGUCGCCCCUGACUGGUUUUGUGUUUCAGCACCGCAAGUUCCAUUUAUGAUGCCUGGUUGUCUGCGCACCCCGAGUUUUAAUGUGUUUAGGUUAAUUUAAGGCAAAGAUAGUGCCACUGGGUCUUUCUUAUUCAUCAAUUAGUAACUUUUGCUAUUGUGUUCUUUACUGCUAAUUUCUUGCGCAUAAACAAACCUCAAUGAAACCCUUUUAGAGGCCCUACUAGUUCGGCAGCUACAUCAUGUCUAGGAUCGCAUGUUUCGUGUGCAAAUUAGAUAAGAUAUUCGCAUUGCUUUUUUCCUAGCGUAUAUAGCGCUUAUCCAGCUGCCACGAACAUUUAUGGUCAUCAUAACGCCCGUCAUACCUGCCAUUUUCCACAUUUUCCGGGAAAGGCAAUUUGGAGGUGAAUUCGUUGGAAGUAAAGGUUUUUCCGGAAGUUAAUAUACAAUCCUAGGAAAUCGUGUACAAUCAAAGCACAACAGCGGAGAAGUUGCUCAAUCCAUUGUUGACGCAAUUCAGUCCUAAUCUGAUGGCUAUCAUCAUGCUUCCCGAAUGGUUUCUGUCCUUAUCGUAGUUAACUUUGAAUAUUCUGCUUUCGUUCAAGCGGUUUAUCUCGGGUGCUUCGUAAUCCUUUCCACUAUCACCCAACAACUUAGAGGCUGUGUUUAUGUUGCCUCGAAUAUGGCCGCUUCAUAUUUCUGCCAGGGGUGCGUAUUUGAACUUUGGUUUUGAGAAAUUAUCUCAACUGUAAUACACUCUUAGAUCUGGUCCUUUUCAGCCCUAUCUACCAAUGUUGCCCUAAGUAUGAAGCUUAGAAAAAUUGAUGCGCCCCUUUAAAGUUUUGAGUAAUUGCUUAGAACAAAUGCUUAUAAUUGGAAUUUAUAUACGGACACCACUUACUAGUUAAGCUGGCUCAGCUCCGCAGGUUUACUAUCUUCCAUUUCAGUUAUUCGGCGACAGACAUUCGGGCAAAGUAGCCGCAGAUUGCGUGACUGGGUCGGCUAGCUUCUAUUUUACUCGUCAUCAGGUGUCCACAUCGGCGCCGUCGCCAGUCACGUAGCACAAGAUGAUGUCCAAAGGGACUUCGCCUCUAGCACCCUGCCUAACGAAACACUGCAAAAGUGGGAGCUGAAAACGGCAGGAAAUCUUAUGUAAUAACGGCACUUUUGCGCCGACCCCUCGCUUAGCAUGAAAGCGUCUUCCCCAAUCUGAGUAGUCUCCGUUCUCCGGAUGUGUGUCAGGGGGUCAAGUGUUAGAUUAUUUGCUAUCUUUGCACAUCACAUUGUAUUUCCACCAAAAAUCCGUUUUUAUAAGGUGCCCCAAAAGAUGCCCACACAGGCGGUGUUUGUAUUCGCAGUAUCAUUCAGACUCAGUCUUCACGGUAUCUAAAAGAGGCGGAUCCGCUGGGUGCAGAAGCUGGGCCAAGUGUACAUUCCAAUAGAACGCUGUUUCUAGGGACGACAGUGUUGUAUCCUGUCUAUCAUUGAACGUAGGAGUAGCUGGAUUGCUAGAUUGCCUGGUUCUGAAAGUUCGUUUAGAGUACGUUUGAUCAGGAUUUAGCGUCUUAUAGGACCGUUUUGGCUUCGCACUAUCAGAAAAUGCUAGACUCGGUGUUUUAUGCACAAAAAACGAAUGUUGGGUGAAGACGUUUUGCCCUACAGUUAGUUACCAUACCCUCAGUCAUCAGGGCCUAAAGAGUCUUGUGCGCAGUUAUUCGGGAUGUGCCCAUCUUACCGUCCGUCGUGUAGAUGGCUGGUGUCAGCAUCAAUUUUGUGACCGAUCGUUAUCCUUCACACGGGUUAGCAAACUAUUUUACCAUUAUUUGCAUCUCGAGAGUCUUUUAAGGUAAGGGGUGAGAAAGCUGAUCUAGUGUAAUUAUGGUUGAUCAUACGCGAAAAGGUUUUUAUGCUCUCAUGCUCGGUUCUCCGUGCAUGCCGGUUAGAGUCACCCAUGAGACUCCUAGAUGGUAUGCAAAAUACAUCGUUCGCGGCCGGACAUAGUCACCCAUCCUUUGUCAUCUAUGGCACGCCAGAGAAACAGGUCAUAUUUUCCUGUGGCCUUUCCACCUUUCACCCUGACUUAAGAAAGUCGACGACAUUUAAGAAGGCCUGCGCAUUUAUCUCCGCUAAUGAAGGAUUCACGCGCAAGUUUAACACUACUAGCCAACGCUGAUUGACACGAUGCGGGCCUUUCCGCUCUGCCAUCGAAGUGCAUAGAGCAUUUCAACCUAGUGAUAUAUGGCCAAACUGGCUGUUUUUAGAACGUGGGACAUCACUUAAAGCUGUUUUGGCGAGUACCGUUUCAUUUUAGUGCAAACAGCCCGACGGCCACAUAUCAUAGUCUGCCUUUUUGGUGCGAUAAACGUAGAUUCUAAGGUAUGAAAUCCAUACGAUAGAAUCCCCAUUUUCUGGGAAGCAACAGGCCUUCAAUAAUAACUACCGAAGGACUUGUGUAACUCAGCUAUACUACAACCUUAGUCCAUACGCGCCUAAUAUUACGACUUAGUAAAUCUCUGGCUGGUGUACGUAUUGUGCAUUUCCAAAAGUCGACCUUAAAUCUGGUUCAUGACAGCUCUGUUGGGUAAAAAAGCGAGGCAACGAAGUAUUAUUCCAGUUCAGAUUUAUCAGUGGAUCAACUCGUUUGGUUGUUUCAAGAUCCACAUAUGAAUCAUGACAUGCCUUAGUCCGCUGUACUAUUUUAUUCAUUCGUCAAAUAUCUCUGGUUUUUCCGCCUCGGUGCCUUUCCACUGCGUAUGACUUCCCCUUUCCAUUACUGAACUAUUGACUAUCUGAAGUCACCGAUUGAGUCAAUGUACUUCUUAACUCCUCGUUAACCGACGGCUGAUGCUGAGUGCUAUUUAUCACAUAGUUAUGCUCAUGAAUACACUACUUGAAAUUUCUACAGAUUUCCACAUCCGUAUGUAAACUAGUUCGGUGACAGUCCAUUAUAAUCUCAGACUUUUCCCCCCUCUAUACCGUCGGGCUUCUGCUCGGGUAAACUACUCUCAUGGGAGAUUGCGAGGCGGUUUUUGGUAUCACUUUGUCGACUCAAGCGUGCCUUGCGGUCUGAUAACACCUUUGAUUUCGUUGCUAAAAGGCAGGUUGCUGCGUAUGGCGGACUUUUUCUAGACCUGUCUUUGAAAGCGAUCUGAUCAGUAGCAAACAUGCGCUGUGAUUUUAUUCCCGCGUCUGUCUGGCAGUUUUAAAGAGAUUUGCGCGGAGAUGCGAGAACACAUCAUUUUGCUACAGCUUAAUUCUUCGAAAUUCUACCUAGAGACAUUCAGAGCGGCCACCACCAAUGCCCUCCCCCCCACUGUGGGAUUUUAUAAUGUGGUUUUCAUGCUUUUCAACGACUAGUUUUUGUCUCGAGACUAUGUUACAACAAACCAACGCUAGAGAUGCUUGCCGCCUACACAUCUUGCUGUUUAGAGGUCGUAGCAGCAUGACUAAAUCGCUUUUUCUAUAAAGGCAAAAGAAGCCGGGAUUUCCACUCUUGUUAUGCUUGAUGAUCAAGGCGGUAAGGCUGCAUCUCUGCAUCCCAAAAACCUGUUGUGACACCGUCGUAAUUGGUCCUGUGUUGUCUUCUGUACCAGUUGCAUGUGCCCCAACCGUUAUGAACCCAUUUUAUUGCAGAGCAACUGGAUCGUAUAAAUGAGGGAAUGGACCAAAUCAACGAGGACAUGAAAGACGCCGAGAAAAAUCUGGACGAUCUGAAUAAAUGCUGCGGUCUUUGUGUCCUACCUUGGAACAAGUAA